Messenger RNA from Ilex paraguariensis (yerba mate), 2400 nucleotides. Lineage: Eukaryota; Viridiplantae; Streptophyta; Magnoliopsida; Aquifoliales; Aquifoliaceae. The record is from the annotation of a GenBank genome assembly.
CUUAAUUUGAGGGCAACAGUUAGGUGUCUGUUUCUUUCCCUUCUUCUUUCUCCCUUCUCAUCAAACACAAAAAACACAUGAACGGAGAACUAACUGAGCUACAAUUCCUUUGCAUUCUCAAUUCGAUAGCAAUGGGGAUAACUUUGCUUUUUGGGUGUCUCUAGACAAAUGUCGAUCUGCUGAAGGUAUUAAUGUGAGAUGGGUUGGUGGCAAAGUGGGUGAAUCUUUCUUUCUUUUUAUCCUCUUAGCUGCCGUUAUAAAGUGAGGAUCUGCAUCUAGCCGAGUCCAGUAGCAGGAAUUUGGAGUGAAGAUUGACGUCUUAUAACGAUGGAUCUUCAUGAUGGAAAGUGUUGGAGCACUUCAAAGAAGGAUCAUUGGAAGACCACUUUGCUCUUAGCUUAUCAAAGUCUCGGUGUGGUAUAUGGGGACCUCAGCAUUUCCCCACUCUAUGUUUACAAGAGCACAUUUGCAGAAGACAUUCAUCACUCAGACACGAAUGAGGAGAUUUUUGGUGUUCUCUCUUUUGUCUUCUGGACUCUAACUUUAGUUCCUCUCUUCAAAUACGUCUUCAUUGUCCUUAGAGCUGAUGAUAAUGGAGAAGGUGGUACUUUUGCCCUGUAUUCCUUGAUAUGCAGGCAUGCUAAAGUGAGCCUUCUGCCCAACCGUCAAAUUGCUGAUGAAGCACUCUCUACAUAUAAACUGGAGCACCCUCCAGAGAAAGAGAAUAGCUCAAGGGUGAAAUUGUUGCUUGAGAAGCACAAAUCCUUGCACACUGCUUUGCUGAUCUUGGUUCUUCUGGGUACUUGCAUGGUAAUUGGGGAUGGACUGCUCACUCCAGCUAUAUCUGGCUCAGAAGCAAUGUUUGCAGAUCUUGGACACUUUUCUUAUACUGCAAUUCAGAUUGCUUUCACCUUCCUGGUUUAUCCAGCACUAAUAUUGGCAUAUAUGGGUCAAGCAGCUUACUUAUCAAAGCAUCAUGACACCAGUUACGAUAUUGGUUUUUAUGUCUCAGUGCCAGAGUAUGUUAGGUGGCCAGUGCUUGCAGUAGCCAUCCUUGCUUCUGUUGUGGGAAGUCAAGCAAUCAUCAGUGGGACAUUCUCUAUCAUCAACCAGAGUCAAUCACUUGGUUGCUUUCCGAGAGUGAAGGUUGUUCACACCUCUGAUAAGAUACAUGGCCAGAUCUAUAUCCCAGAGAUCAACUGGAUGCUCAUGAUCCUCUGCAUUGCUGUGACUAUUGGAUUCAGAGACAUAAAACACAUGGGAAAUGCUUCAGGAUUGGCGGUGAUGGCGGUAAUGCUAGUGACCACUUGUCUCACGUCCUUGGUCAUUAUCCUCUGCUGGCAUAAACCUCCUAUUUUAGCUCUUUCCUUCCUACUUCUAUUUGGAUCUAUUGAAUUGCUUUACUUUUCAGCUUCCCUGAUCAAGUUCCGUGAAGGCGCCUGGCUUCCCAUCCUCCUUGCACUUUUCCUUGUUACUGUCAUGUUUGUUUGGCACUAUGCCACCAUUAAAAAGUAUGAAUAUGACCUCCACAACAAAGUUUCGUUGGAAUGGCUAUUAGCCUUGGGUCCAAGCUUGGGUAUUGCACGAGUACCUGGAAUUGGCCUAGUGUUUACUGAUCUAACCUCUGGCAUUCCUGCAAACUUCUCACGUUUUGUCACCAACCUCCCUGCCUUCCACCGUGUGCUUGUUUUUGUAUGUGUGAAGUCGGUACCAGUCCCUUUUGUGCCUCCAGCUGAGCGGUACCUUGUAGGCCGUGUGGGUCCUGCAGCUCAUCGGUCGUACAGGUGCAUUGUUCGUUAUGGAUAUCGCGAUGUUCACCAGGAUGUCGAUUCUUUUGAAUCUGAGCUUGUUAAUAGGUUGGCUGAUUUUAUCCAUUAUGAAUGGGGCCGGACACAUGGGAUUGCAAAUACAUGUAAUGAAAAUGAUGAGUUUCAUUCUGUUGGAUCAUCAUCAAGUGAGUGCAGAUUGGCAGUGAUAGGAACUGUAGGAUUUGCUGCCAGACCCGCGUUUGAGAUUGAGGAAACCAUUCAACCAGAAAGUGUAUCUGUUGGGUUCCCAACAGUUGAGAGUGCGAGGGAUGUAAUUGAGAUGGGACCCCUCAACGUUGUGGAAAAAAGAGUGAGGUUUGCUGUUGACAAUGAGUCUGAACCUGAUUCUCAGUGUGACAUUGAUAUACAAUUGAGGGAAGAGCUAGAAGAUCUAUAUGGGGCUCAACAAGCAGGGACUGCAUUCAUACUUGGGCAUUCGCACGUUAAAGCAAAACGAGGAUCAUCUUUCUUGAAGAGGUUGGCAAUCAACUUUGGUUAUAAUUUCCUGAGGAGAAAUUGCAGGGGUCCUGAUGUAGCACUCAAGGUGCCUCCAGCUUCUCUCCUCGAGGUUGGCUUGGUGUAUGUUGUGUAA